Messenger RNA from Endocarpon pusillum Z07020, 897 nucleotides. RefSeq lists its product as uncharacterized. Lineage: Eukaryota; Fungi; Ascomycota; Eurotiomycetes; Verrucariales; Verrucariaceae. Bases 1 to 897 code for a protein of 298 amino acids. The record is from RefSeq and is a predicted model, not a curated record. Gene Ontology annotation, molecular function: protein binding. The transcript has a single exon.
AUGGAUAAUUAUAAGAUUUUCGAGGAUUAUUUACUACAGGACUUUGAUUCUGUCUCGACUUUGCUGGCUGAAGGUGAUGAAGAUGUCAAGAUAAGGUUAUGUUCACACUAUGCUGCGCUGAGACUUAAGCGCUUUUUUCGUUGGGGACAAAUGAAAGAUUUAGAAGAAUCUAUUGAAAAGGCAAAACUGGCAGUAGAGAGAACAGCUUACGGGCAUAAGCUUUUAGCAGGAAGGCUGAACAACUUAGGGGUUGGGCUUGUGAGCCGAUAUGAACACACGGGCAAGAUAGAGGAUCUAGAAGAGGCAAUCCUAGUAGCACGACAGACGGUCGAGAUCACGCCGGAUGGCCAUCCUGAUCUGGCAGGAAGGCUGAGCAACCUAGGCACCAUAUUCGGUCGCCAAUACAAACACACAGGCAAGAUAGAGGAUCUAGAAGAGGCAAUCCGAGUAGCACAACAGGCGGUCAAGGUCACGUCAGACGACCAUCCUAAUCUGGCAGGUUGGCUGAGUAACCUAGGAAAUAAACUUGAAAGCCGAUAUGAACGUACGGGCAAGAUAAAGGACCUGGAAGAGGCCAUCCGAGUAACACGACUGGCGGUCAAGGUCACGUCAGAUGAUCAUCCUGAUCUGGCAGGAAUGCUGAGCAAUCUGGGAAUCAAACUUAUUCGUCAAUAUGAACGUACAGGCAAGAUAGAGGACCUAGAAGAGGCAAUCCGAGUAACACGACAGGCGGUCAAGGUCACGCCGGAUGACCAUCCUGGUCUGGCAGGAAGGCUAAAUAACUUAGGAAACAUACUCGGUCGCCAAUACAAACAUACAGGCAAGAUAGAGGAUCUGGAAGAGGCAAUCCGAGUAACACGAAGGCGGUCAAGGUGUCACGUCAGACGACCAUCCUAA